CUGUCAAGUGACGUCACUCCUUUUCUGGUGAAGUGACACGCAUCUGUGCUGUAGUUUUUUUCUGGAGGAUUUUUGGACGCCCAAAGUGUGUAAAAAUAAGCUAAAAAGACUCAUUGAGCUUUGCUAAACGGUGAGAGUUUUGGUUGGUAAAAUGAAAUAUCUGUUGAGUGAAAGUUAAACGGGUGAAAAAGUGCAAUUUUCCUUCAAUGAUUCUCGUGUGGGGGAAUCCAUCUUGUUUCUUUUGUGCUUCAAGCGUCCUUUUCCCAAUCAAAGAGAGAAUAAAAACACGCCCCAUAAUGCCAAGGGUUGUCUUCCGGGAACAAAAGAUGGGGGCACAUCACAAUGGGAAUGUCUUCCUAUGCAAAAAGUGGCUGUGGGAGUGGUUUUUUGGGGAAUUUUCUAUCCCUGUUAAAAAGAAAAAAUUCCGGGUGUGAUUAUCUUUAUGCCGGUGAUUUCACAAUGGCGGCUGUUUCGAAGCGCCCCCAUUACAAAGAAAAAUGUGCUCAAAGUUCUCUUCUGGGUGCAAGUUUAUCCAUGAUUUUUCCAGGGAAAUGUGUUUUGUUUAUAGUUUUCUGUGCCUUCUACAAUUUACCAAAAAAAAAAGAAAGGAAAAAGAAGAGAAGAAAAUCCUCCGGAAAAGUUCAAGUGUGUGUUUGUGGGUGAUGAAUGUUUGGUGCUUUUAUUCUAUUUCUUGCCAUAAAUAUUUAUGUUUUGCGUCUUUUUGGGCAGAAAUAUCACGCAAAGUGGUGGGAAGAUCAAUUUGUUCAGGAAAACAAUAAUUCCAAAGAAAAAAAUGUGAUAGUAAAUAUGUUUUAAGUUGUUUUUUUUUAUUUAAUUUUUCGAGAAGAAUUUUCUCAGUAUUUUUAAUUGAUAAGAGUUCAAAAGAAGCAUAAAAAUGGUGCAUGAUAAUAGUGUGGGUUAAGUAUUGUUUUAAGUUUUAGUUUUAUGUGGCUACGAACUGGAUUUUGGAGCUGCUCUCAUGCGUAUAAAUUUGAAGGUAUUUUAUUGCACGUUUCAGUAUUCAUCAACAAGUAGAGAGUGAACUUAACAAAGUUGAUUAGUAGGCAAGUAACUGGCCUUACACACACUUUCCGUUUGUCCUUUGUGGAAUUUUAUCGGAAAACCCAGAGAAGGAAAAAAGAAAUACUGGAAUUUGAACUGGAAAAGCGAAAAAGCAAAGAGAGAGACUAAUUGGGCAAAAGGCUUACUCUCAUGAGUGGCGUAAGACCCAACGAUCGAAUUACUGUAAAGAUUCAUAAUAUGAAACGUAGUGCAUCUCGUGAUUCGCCACCACGAUCAAAGAGACGCACCAGCAUGGGACGCUACGAUGAUAGUUCAGAUGAGAGAAUGACGCCUGAGCGCGUGAGACGUCGUAUGGCACGUUCUCCGAGCCCCAGGCCUCGCUAUAUCUCUCCGCAUCGGGAUGAGUACAUCAGGACCAGGGAGAUACCGCCCGAGAGGUAUUCCUACAAGGUGCUCUGCGUGAGUGCCCUGCAUCCCAAGGCAUCGGAUGAAUUCAUCAAGGAAACCUUGUACAGGGAGUACAAGAAAUUUGGGGAUUUUUCCAUCAGGAUUUCGCAUGAUCUGGAGGAGAGAGUGGCCUACGUCUGUUUCAGGACUUCUGAGGAUGCCCGAGAGGCAAAGCACGCCAAGCCUCGAAUCAUUCUCUAUGACAAAGUGGCCAUCGUUGAGCCAGUUUACGAAUCGACUCGUCAUGAGUAUCGUGUCAGACCGCGCAGUAUCACUCCCGAAUACGAUAGACACUACUAUUCGCGUUCUCCGGGACCUGAAAGGCGUCGCCCAAUUGAUCCUUAUGAACGCUAUGGACCUCCGCCGGUGGUCAUGCAUCAUCCCAGGGAAUUUGCUCCCAUGGGACAUCAUGAGUACAUGCCCAGAGGGCCCCCAAUGCACCAUGUACCCAUUCAUCCGGGACCACCACAUCAUCCAAGACACUAUGUCCCGAGACACAUGGUGCCCCGUCCCCAUGUUCCCUUUGAGAAGCCGGAAAACAAAAAGGACAAAUUCCCGAAUUACUUGCAUCACAUCCAACCGGAAGAUGAUCCAUUGAGUACGAGAACACUAUUUGCGGGAAAUCUGGAGAUUAAUAUCAGUGAUGAGGAAUUGAGGAGGAUUUUCGGGAAGUAUGGGAUUGUUGAGGAUAUUGAUAUCAAGAGACCUCCUCCGGGUACUGGAAAUGCUUUUGCCUUUGUACGAUAUCAGAAUCUCGAUAUGGCACAUUUGGCAAAAGUUGAGCUGUCUGGGCAGUACAUUGGGAAGUUCCAGUGCAAAAUUGGGUAUGGAAAGGCUACACCGACAACGAGGAUUUGGGUAGGUGGAUUGGGUACGUGGACAUCAGUGACGCAACUUGAGAGGGAAUUUGAUCGAUUUGGAGCUAUAAAGAAGAUUGAGUAUCAAAAGGGUGAUACAUCCGCUUACAUUCUGUAUGAGUCCAUUGAAGCUGCCCAGGCAGCAGUGAAGGAAAUGAGGGGUUUCCCAUUGGGUGGUCCAGAGAGACGUUUGAGAUUGGACUUUGCAGAUGUUGCUGGAUCAGUUCCGUUCAGGCCAAAACCACCGGGUCCGGGAUAUGAAGGGGCCGAAGGGACGGAUUUCAGGCGUGUACCAACGGAGUAUCCGGACAUGGGAUAUGAAGAUGGGGCUUCCGGAGGGUAUCCGUACAGUGGCAGAGGUGGAUAUAGGGGUAGAGGGGGGAGUAUGUACAGAGGCAGGGGAGGAUAUCGAGGUGGGUAUCACAAUGAUGGUCACAGAAGUGGCGGAGCUGAUGGGGAGGAAUGGCGAAGGGCACCAGCUGAUCUCGAAUAUGAUUCCCAUCGGGCAAGACGUUCAAUCUCCCGUGAACCUGGAGUUGAUCGGUCAAGAUCACGUUCACCACGACGACGGAGUCCAGAUUCCGAUUCGGAUUCAUCUUCCCGCAGAGCUGGAAUGCUCUGUUCAGCCAGAACACUACCCGAAGUGGCCAGAAAGUGCACGACACUGUGGCAGGGAGCUCUGAUUCUCAAAUCUUCCCUCUUCCCGGCUAAAUUUCACCUGACCGAUGGGGAUACGGAUAUUGUGGAGGGUCUGAUGAAGGAUGAAGAUGGAAAGCAUCAUUUGCGCAUAACACAGCGCCUGAGAUUGGAUCAGCCGAAAUUGGAGGAUGUUCAGAAGAGAAUUUCAACCUCGUCAUCUCAUGCCAUCUUCCUGGGUAUGCCGGGAUCGACGUCUUCGGUGACAAAUGACGAUGCUGGAGUUCAGACGAGACCACUGAGGAAUCUCGUGUCGUAUUUGAAGCAGAAGGAAGCAGCGGGAGUGAUUUCGUUGUUGAAUAAAGAGACAGAGGCCACAGGGGUUCUCUAUGCUUUCCCGCCGUGUGACUUCUCGUCCGAACUCAUCAAGCGCACAUGCCACAAUGUCACGGAGGAGGGACUGAAGGAGGAUCAUCUGGUUAUUGUGGUGGUUCGUGGAGGAACUGCAUAAGCACAACAGGCUUCAUUGUUUUUUUUUUACUAAUCAAGAUUCCUUUUCAGCACGUGUAGUGGGUGUUUGCAGAGAUUUUGCAGUGAAGUGGCGAUAAAAUUGUUCGCGAAUUCCUCAAUAUUAUGAUGAAUUAAGUUUUGUUCUUAUCAAUGAUAAAGUGUCGCCAAUAACAUUCGCGUGUAUAAGUUUCUAUUUUAAUCACAAAAUAUUAUUAAUCCUGCAAGUAAUUUGAAAAUUGUAAUUUCAAGUUUGAGACGAGAAAAAAGCAAACAAAAAUUAUGCAAUUGUGAAUAAUUUGAGAAAAAAAAGAAGACAGAAAAAAUAUCAAAAUGAAUGGAAAACAGUUUAAGUUCAAAUGAGUUUUUAGUUUUAAAUUCUGAAAUUGUUUAAUUUCUACUUUUUUUUUAGUUUUUUUUUUGAAAGAAGUUUCUGACAAAGCAAGUGUCCUAAAGUGGCGUUUUCGAGAGAGGGAAAAAAGAAAUAAUUGGUGAAUUGAGAGUUGAAGUUUAUCUUUUUUUUUUUUAGUUUUGUGAUGACAAAAUUUUUUGAAGUUUAGUUUUCUUUGGGUGCAAAAAUAGUUUUUGAACGAGAGAUAAACAGUUUCAAUGGCAGGAGAAAAGGUUAGAUGAAUAGAGGGUUUGAUAAAAAAAAACAUUAUCUUGUGCUAUUGGUGUGUUUUAGUUUAAGAAAAGUUCUUGAAAAAUUAAACACAAUUAUUGAUAAUGGCAACACUGAAGUUUAUAGUUUAUAGUGGAUUUAAUUGAGUAAAAGUAAUAUUAGAUGUCUUGCUAGAUUUUCAAAUGAUUAAAAAAAGAAAAAAAGUGGAAGGAAAAUUUAUUUUUUUAAUAAUUUUCCUUCCAAAAUAAUUAAACAUUUAAAUAAAAAAAAAUAUCCAUAUACGCAUUAUGAAAAAGUUCUAGAAGUUUAAAAAAAAUCAUAUAAUAUCAUUCUAUGUGGCUAUAAAAAAAAGUAAGUUUGUAUCCGGGGGACUUGGAAGUUUUUCACUCCAAAAGAGAAGCAUUGAAGUUUACACUGAAAAAAAUGUGUUGAGAAAAAGCGCAGACAAAGUAAAUGAUGAAAAUGAAGAGUGGCAGGUGAUUUGUGUCUUGAGGAAAGUUUUAAUUAGCACCUUUUGAAGUUUUUUUUAGUUGGUGUGUGUUCGUAAAUUACAAGUUUUUACUGUGCAGCAACAAAAGAACAAAAGUUAUUUUUGCAGAGUUUUUAAAAAAAUUGAGAAAGUUCUUUUCAAAUCUGUGACCGUUUUUGAAGUUUCUGCUUAAACGAAAAAGAAAAAUAGAAAAAAAUCCUGAACGAUAUAGAAAUAUAAUGUAGAUUUUGCUGAAAAUGUCUCACAAUGUGGAAAAUGUUUUGCAAAAUGCUACAGAAUAUUGAAAUAUCGUUGUCUAAACACAAAUUUACGAACACUCCAAAAAUGAAAAAGUUGGUGAAUGACUAAGAAAAAAUGCAAAUUAAAAGUAGAUAUUGCAAAUGUUACUCUAAGUUUGUGUUUAAUCUUUCUUUUUUUUUCAAACAAAAAUAGUGUAAAUUGAAUUGUUCAAUUGUGCUUUGAGUGAUCAAUUAAAAGGUUUUUCCUGGACCAAGGAUACAAAAAUAA
Messenger RNA from Phlebotomus papatasi, 5089 nucleotides. RefSeq names its product RNA-binding protein spenito (gene nito). The coding region runs from base 1213 to 3474 and encodes 753 amino acids. Gene Ontology annotation, cellular component: nucleus. The record is from RefSeq and is a predicted model, not a curated record. Gene Ontology annotation, biological process: regulation of alternative mRNA splicing, via spliceosome. Lineage: Eukaryota; Metazoa; Arthropoda; Insecta; Diptera; Psychodidae. Gene Ontology annotation, molecular function: mRNA binding. The transcript has 4 exons.